CCUGAGCGCCCCGCCAUGGCUCGCGCCCCCAGCCCUCUCUGCCUGGCGCUGCUGCUGCUCGGGGCGGUGGGCAGGGUCGGCCCCCGCCCCCAGGGUGCCACUGUGUCCCUCUCGGAGACAGUGCAGAAAUGGCGAGAAUACCGACACCAGUGCCAGAGAUUCCUGACUGAGGCUCCCACCCCAGCCACAGGUCUGUUCUGCAAUCGGACCUUCGAUGAGUAUGCCUGCUGGCCAGACGGGCUGCCAGGCUCGUUCGUGAAUGUCAGCUGCCCCUGGUACCUGCCCUGGGCCAGCAGUGUGCUGCAGGGCCGGGUUUACCGAUUCUGCACAGCGGAGGGCCUGUGGCUGCGCCAGGACAACUCCAGCUCGCCCUGGAGGAACCUGUCAGAGUGCGAGGAGUCCAAGCGAGGGGAGAGAAGCUCCCCAGAGGAGCAGCUCCUGUCCUUUUCCAUCAUCUACACGGUGGGCUACACGCUCUCCUUCUCCGCUCUGGUCAUCGCCUCAGCCAUCCUCCUGAGCUUCAGACACCUGCACUGCACCCGGAACUACAUCCACCUGAACCUGUUUGCGUCCUUCAUCCUGCGAGCCCUGUCCGUCUUCAUCAGGGACGCGGUCCUCAAGUGGAUGUAUAGCACGGCCCCCCAGCAGCACCAGUGGGAUGGGCUCCUCUCCUACCAGGAUUCUCUGGGCUGCCGCCUGGUGUUCCUGCUCAUGCAGUACUGCGUGGCAGCCAACUACUACUGGCUCCUGUUGGAGGGUGUGUACCUGUACACGCUUCUGGCCUUCUCCGUCUUCUCCGAGCAGCGCAUCUUCAGGCUGUAUCUGAGCAUAGGCUGGGGUGUUCCCCUGCUGUUUGUUAUCCCUUGGGGCAUUGUCAAGUACCUCUAUGAGGAUGAGGGCUGCUGGACCAGGAACUCCAACAUGAAUUACUGGCUCAUCAUCCGGCUACCCAUUCUCUUUGCCAUUGGGGUGAACUUCCUCAUCUUUAUCCGGGUCAUCUGCAUUGUGAUGUCCAAGCUCAAAGCCAAUGUCAUGUGCAAGACGGACAUCAAGUGCAGACUUGCCAAGUCCACACUGACACUCAUCCCUCUGCUGGGGACCCACGAGGUCGUCUUUGCCUUUGUGAUGGACGAGCACGCCCGGGGGACGCUGCGCUUCAUCAAGCUGUUCACAGAGCUGUCCUUCACCUCCUUCCAGGGGCUGAUGGUCGCCAUCUUGUACUGCUUUGUCAACAAUGAGGUCCAGCUGGAGUUUCGGAGGAGCUGGGAGCGCUGGCGGCUCAAGCACUUGCACACCCAGGGGGACAGCAGCAUGAGGCCCCUCAAGUGCCCCACCAGCAGCCUGAGCAGCGGGGGCACCGUGGGCAGCAGCGUCUAUGCAGCCACCUGCCAGGCCUCCUGCAGCUAAGACCCCCGCACCUGCCCUCCCUGUGGUCUCGCUGCUGGCUGGCUGGCUGGCCAUCCCACGUGGGAGAGCCCCUGCCGGGGCUUGGGCGGGGUAGGGACACACGCUCGUAUCCAUCCCUGCUUUCCCUUCCCAAAGCCAUCAGACAGGCAAACGGGCAGUGCCUCCUGGGACCCAUGGCCACAUUUCCUCUGUGGAGAAACAGCUCUGCUAAUUUGAUCACCGUGGCAGAAGGAGAGAAAAACCGAUUGCUGCUGAACUGAGGAGGAUUUCUUCCCAUGAAGCCACCAGGCCCCUGGGGUACCCCAAGACAGAGCAGCAAAUCAGCCUCCGACUCACACUCAAGGUCAAUGGCUUAUUAGCGGGAUUGCCGUAUGCGAGAGAAAAGGCUCGUAUAACCCAGCCACACAGAGCUGAGGGAACGCGAGCCAACCCUGCUUGCCUCCGGUUGGGUCACCAUCCCCACCACCUCCCCGUGAAGGGAUGCUUCUCCCACGUCUGCGUUGCUUGUUCACCUUGCCCGGUCAUCUCACCACCCAGCUUCUUGGCGGGGGCUUUGUCUGGGCUUCCAGCGGCAGCUAUUUCUAGAAGUGGCUGUGGGUGGUGUUGGGCGUGAAAGCUGAGAAGGUGCCCGACAGGUUCCUUUGCUGGUGCCCACUUCUCCCAUGGGUGCCUAUCCUGCCUGGGUGCCCGCUACCCUAUGCCCAGGGAACAAGGCAGGCCUGCUGCUGAGGAGCCCAGCAUUUGGGACGAGCUCUGAAUUCUGUUCUAGAUAUGCUCCAGAACCCUCUGGGGUUCAAUGAGGAAACUUCAGGACCACCUGUACCGAGUGGUCCACUGUACCUGUAACUCUCGGGAACCCAGAGGGCUGAGAGCUUUACUUCCGCCUCUCCGGGG
Molecule: messenger RNA, 2301 nt
Organism: Lutra lutra (Eurasian river otter)
Lineage: Eukaryota; Metazoa; Chordata; Mammalia; Carnivora; Mustelidae
Gene: GLP1R
Product: glucagon like peptide 1 receptor
Exons: 13
Coding region: 16-1407 (463 amino acids)
Biological process (GO): cell surface receptor signaling pathway; adenylate cyclase-activating G protein-coupled receptor signaling pathway
Cellular component (GO): plasma membrane
Molecular function (GO): glucagon receptor activity; peptide hormone binding
Source: RefSeq, a predicted model, not a curated record